Mytilus trossulus (common blue mussel) is the source of this 1166-nucleotide messenger RNA. RefSeq lists its product as uncharacterized. The transcript is spliced from 2 exons. NCBI's taxonomy places the organism in Eukaryota, Metazoa, Mollusca, Bivalvia, Mytilida, Mytilidae. The record is from RefSeq and is a predicted model, not a curated record. Gene Ontology annotation, biological process: toll-like receptor signaling pathway; inflammatory response; immune response. Gene Ontology annotation, cellular component: plasma membrane. Gene Ontology annotation, molecular function: transmembrane signaling receptor activity. Bases 12 to 1148 code for a protein of 378 amino acids.
UCUCAUGUGAAAUGGAACAACUUGGCGUUGACAGGCCCGUUGAAGUAAUACAUUUCAAUUCCAUUAAACCAAAUACUUUACCACAUGAUAAAAAAUAUCAUAUUUUUCUAUCAUACAAAACUGUAGACCCAGACCGUCGAGUCGCGAUACAGAUAGAUAAAUUGUUACGAGGAAAGGGAUAUGAAUGUUGCCUCCAUGAAAGAGAUUUCCUUGGUGGAAAUGCCAUAGUAGACAAUAUUGAAAAAAAUAUUGAAAGUUCUAUAAAAGUAGUAUUCUUGUUAUCAGAAAACUCUUCGGCAAGUGAAUGGUGCCAAUACGAGCUCACUAUGACGGAGACAUUUCAUAUUCAGAACAAAGGAUAUAAGCCAAUCAUAUUAAAGCUUGAUCAAUGCAAGUUGCCAGAUUCGAUAAAAAGAUAUACAUACAUUUUAGCAAACAGACCUACAGAAGAAUGGAUUGGCAGACUAGCGCUGGCAAUUAAUGAUGAAACGGAUCACCUAAUUACUAACAGAAGGAAGAUUAAGUUCGUUCCAGUUCCAUGUAUGAAUUACAAUCGUGAUAAAGAACACCAACUUUCAACAUGUCGAUAUCCACACAUCUGUGCUAAGUACAUAAUCGAUGAUGAAAAAUGUACCGGAAGUUGUGGCAAAAAUCAUAACUUGGUAAACAAUCAGUCCAGAGAAAUCCUGGUUGACGUUGGAUUCAUUACUGACGGCAAUUAUGAUUCGCUAUUGGAAACCUAUAGGCAAAAAUGUAAAGGAAAGCUGGCUGAUAUGGCAAAAAAUGGAGUGACAGGUCCCUGCUGUUAUUAUAAUUACAAGGGAUGUUUGCUUGGUGAUUUUCACUGUCCAUUUACUCACAUAUGUAAAGAUUGGUUUAUUGGUACAUGUGUAAAGCUGAACUGUGCUCUUUCGCAUGACAUUUUGAAUGGUCACACAACACGUUUGCUUAAAAUAUUUGACAUUGAUACUACAAAUGACAAGGCGGCCAUUUUAAACGAAUAUCGUGCUAAGUAUCCACAUAAAACAUUUAUUACGAUGAAAGAGUCAGUAUCCACAAGAACAUUUCCGAGAGAAAACUUGUUGUAUGUUGUAGUUAUUGUUUUAAUAAUUGUCUUUUUUGUAAAGACAUACGGACUCUAUAUUUAGUUUAAAUGAUUCAACAUU